UCAGAAAGCAGCAGUUUGGUGAAGCUACAAAACUAACCAAGUGACGUUUUGGAGGAUCUCUGACUUCUGCUGGUUUUCCCGUGUAAUUCCUCUCUGCUAACCCAUCUGCGCCAGUUAUUACAACUUAGUUACAGAAGAAAACUGUUUGACACACUGCCUAAUGAAGAAAAUCAUGUUUCUCAGAGGUACUCUGCUGGGAAUUCUCCUUUUCAGCAUCCUCUGGACAGAAACUGCUUUGGCUGGCUCUAGUUUUUUAAGCCCUGAAUUUAAAAAAAUACAGCAACAAAAUGAUCCAACAAAAACAACGGCAAAAAUACAUCGUCGAGGCACAGAAGGCUUUUGGGAUACCGAUAAAACAGGGGCAGGAGAUGACAACAACAGUAUUGAACUCAAGUUUAAUGUUCCCUUUGAAAUUGGUGUCAAGGUAACAGAAGAAGAGUAUCAAGAAUAUGGACAAACAUUGGAGAAGAUGCUACAGGACAUUCUUGAAGAAAAUGCUAAAGAAACUCCAGUGAAAAACUGAGGCAAGCUGAAGGACAACCACAGCACUUGAUGAGCUGAUUUAAGUUUUACUUUAAGAUGAAAUUAUUACUGAUUUCACAGCUUUUAAGAAGAAGGAAGUACAUGAACCUGAGUAGUUUGCCCUGACAAAGAGACAUCAUACAGAUGAACUUUUAAGUAAAAAUACAAGAUCUACAACCGAAAAUAGUACAGGACAAUGUUAAUCACAGGCAGACAUAUAGGCUUAUUUUCUCUUUUCCUUAGUAACUACUGUGAUUAUUCUAAAUGACAUGCUUGAAAGCUAUAUGAAACUCUUCUAGAACUGAUGGAAACAACUUCUUACGCUUCUGUACACAUCUAUAAUAGAAAAUAAAGCUAAUGCUGAAACUGCAA
Cygnus atratus (black swan) is the source of this 894-nucleotide messenger RNA. RefSeq names its product ghrelin and obestatin prepropeptide (gene GHRL). NCBI's taxonomy places the organism in Eukaryota, Metazoa, Chordata, Aves, Anseriformes, Anatidae. Gene Ontology annotation, cellular component: extracellular region. Gene Ontology annotation, biological process: positive regulation of growth hormone secretion; negative regulation of inflammatory response; regulation of response to food. The transcript is spliced from 5 exons. The record is from RefSeq and is a predicted model, not a curated record. Gene Ontology annotation, molecular function: ghrelin receptor binding; growth hormone-releasing hormone activity. Bases 161 to 523 code for a protein of 120 amino acids.